Messenger RNA from Metopolophium dirhodum (rose-grain aphid), 2536 nucleotides. RefSeq names its product ciliogenesis and planar polarity effector 2-like. The coding region runs from base 769 to 1500 and encodes 243 amino acids. The record is from RefSeq and is a predicted model, not a curated record. NCBI's taxonomy places the organism in Eukaryota, Metazoa, Arthropoda, Insecta, Hemiptera, Aphididae. The transcript is spliced from 5 exons. Gene Ontology annotation, molecular function: GTPase activity; GTP binding.
UAUAUUAGAUGUCUGUGGAAUCUAGCGGCUGUGGCUGUAGCACGAACUAUACAUUAUUAUAGUUAAUAAUAAGUGUAGCUACUUCAUGUAGCAUGAACUGAGAUAGUUACUAUAACUAUCUUAGUUCAUGACAUGUAGUAGUUCAUGGGCUGUAGCAUGGCUUUAUCUUAAGCCAUGGGCUGCGGCUGUGUAUCUAGUCCACGGAUAUAUAAAAAUCUGAUCGCUGUAUAAAAAAAAGUAAUGUUCACGAUGCAAGAUAUAGUCAUAACACGGUUAUCUUAUAUCUUGAUAUAUUAUCCUAGUCCGUGGUCCACAAUAAGACCAUCUCAAUUCGUGGGUAAUACAUAAUACAGUAAUAUUACUCUAUGGGGUAAUAUUAAAUAUUUUUCGCGUAUCAAUCGUAGAUAAAAAGAACUUUUUAUUUUAUGUUAUCCGUGUUCACGAUUUUUAAAUCGGUUUCUUAUUAUACUUAUUGAGAUACACGUAUAACUUAAAUCGUGUGCGUGUCUUUAAACAUAGUACACAACUACAUAAGUAUAUUGUAUGGCAGUGAACAGUGCAUUAAAUGUUCAUGGUACAUACCUAUUAACACAGAACGUGCUUUCAAUUAAUAUCUUAAUACGUGGAUAAAUUUAGAAAUUAGAGAUCAGAUUCUAGAAAGCGAUCAGCGGUGUGAAGUAGAUAUAUCAUUUAAACGAUAAUCGACGGCAGUAUGGCACUAUUUUAUGUGAUGGACACCGAAUAAUGACGACCGUUCUUUAAAGCAAAAUGUUCGGGAACGUAGUGAAGCUCGAUUGGCAGAGUACUGCUGAGGGAGAAACAAUAAUGCAACAUUUUUACAAUCCACAGACAAACGGUAGAAAAUUUUUUGGACUGUUGGAACGACCUAUACUGCCAAACAUAGAAGAAGUGUCGUACAAAUUGUUUUUUGUUGGAAAAAGCGGAGCAGGAAAAUCAUCCACAAUUGCUCGACUUGCAGGGAUAUUAAAUUUUGACGUAGAGUAUGUAGAAACUCGAGGUAUACGUAAAAGUAAUAUUUAUUGGCCUGUAAAAGUGUGGGAUAGAAUUAUUCUAUUUCGGCUGCAAUGUUGGGACUCGGGUGACAGAGACAUUAAAAAAUUUGGGCACAUAUUGCCGGUGUGUAAAGAAGAGGCAGAUGCCAUUGUGUUUGUAUUUUCCUUUACUGACCCUAGUGGAUUAAGUACUAUUUCAACAAAUCUUCCUAUAUACAUGAACGAUAAAAGUAAACCGGCUCCUAUUGUUAUUGGCACAAAGUACUGCGCAGGUGAUUUUACUGCUAAAGUUACAAUUGAUGACAUUGAUGAAUUUGAAAAAACACAAAAAAUCACUAUAUUGAAAAUAAACAAAACAGAUGGAAAAUAUGAUUCAAACGAAACCGAGAUUACAGCUUACACAUUAAAUGUAAUUUGUGAACAAUUAUGGAUAAGAGAUCAAAACUAUAUAUUAAAUCAGGAAAUGGAAUCUUCUCAAAUUGUAUGACCGAAGGGUUGUGGACCAUGGUCUACUUCUUAAUAGUAUGUUUAUGAAUCAUAGAAUCAACAAUGAAUUAUUGAUCUAUUAAGUUAACCUUGAUCAUUCUUCAAAAUUUUUAUUGCAACUAAAUUAUUUUGGUGUUAUAAAAUAUAUUAUAUUGGAUUCAGGGCAACCGUCCUUAUGAGUUCUGGGGACUAUAUUAUUCAAUAUAUGUUUCAUAUAGAAAUAAUUUAUAAAGUAGUGACAUACUUAAUAUGUAUAAUAUAGUAUUUAUAAGUAUAUAACUGUCGUGGUCAAGGAUAUGAUAAUGAGGCAAAUAUGGUAGGGCAAAACCAAGGGGCAGUGGUGCCGUAGUUUUUAAAAUCUGGUCGGGCAAUUCCAAAACUUAGCAGUCCCAAUAGUCAAUAACAUAAUUAUUUAGUAAAUACUAUAGAGGUACUCUAAUGUACAUUUACUCGUAAUAAAGUUAUGAUAUAAAUAAAUGUGGCCUAACGUCCAAUUUUUUAAAAAUGAGUACGAACCAUUGCUUGUAGAAGUUCAACCUUGUCAUCUUACUUGGCCUUCUACAUAUUUUCCAUAAUUUUCAAAUAGAACAUUACCUUAAGCGUUGCAUAGAUAAAUUAAUCAUAGAAAAAAAUUAGAUGAUACUUUCUGUAUAUAAAAUCCAUAGAACUAGAAUAAAAGUGUAAAUGUGUGUUUUGCAUGAACAUUUAAGUAAGUUCUAAUUUUUAUUCCAAUCUAAACUUAAUUUUUUUAAUUUGAGAAAGUUCACUAAUAUGCUUUAUUUUUGUUUAAACUAAAGAUAGUUUAAUUAUUAUUAUGAACUGUAUUUUAAUAUAUAUGUAUAUUUGUUAAGUGCCUUAUCAUUCCUAUAAUGAAAACUGCUUACUAAGUUAAAAGUAUUUUUUCUAUUUAUGUUAUUUGAAUACAGACAUUUAUUUUAAAAUAAUUAAGUAUUUUAUAAAUAUAAUUAUUUUUCAUUAUAAUAUGCAUCAAAUAAAAUAUAUAAAUGUACCCAUGUACAUUUUUAAUUCAAUUUUUA